Messenger RNA from Phymastichus coffea, 2422 nucleotides. RefSeq lists its product as uncharacterized. The transcript has 2 exons. Gene Ontology annotation, molecular function: sequence-specific DNA binding. Lineage: Eukaryota; Metazoa; Arthropoda; Insecta; Hymenoptera; Eulophidae. Bases 326 to 2161 code for a protein of 611 amino acids. The record is from RefSeq and is a predicted model, not a curated record.
ACUCAACAUUAUCAAUUUAUAUCGUAAAGGUAUAAUCUUUAUUAGUGUUUGUUGAGGGUAAUAAUUCCAUCCCUCUAAUUUAAAUUUAAUCUCAUUGUUAUAAGUGUAAUUCAUUAAUUCUAUAUAAAUUUAAGGAAUAUAUACUUUGAUCAAUUUUAUAAAAUUUAUCGAAUUUGCAAUGUGCAAUGUAUCGUUUAUUAUUUAUUAAAAGAACGGCGGUGAUUUGGAAAUCGAUCGCUGUUUAAAACAUAAAUAUUUUAAAUUUGUCAGUACUCAUAAAAUUGUUGAGGAAUGAAUUUAUAUUCUAAAAGGCUGCACUGUUUGUAUGGUUGAUUUGUUUUUAAAUUUUAUAAAGAUGCCACAUCCUUGUGUUGUUUGUGGACGUUCUCGUAUGAAUCCUAAUAAUAGGGUAGAAGAGUAUAUUUUUUUUGGAUUUCCUGUCAAUGAUGAGGUCAGAUGUAAAAAAUGGUUAGAAUUUUGUUGUCGCGAAGAACUUUAUAAACUAACAAAGAAACAACUUUUGCAACGUAUGAUUUGUUCUAAACACUUUGUGUCAUCAGAUUUUGUUAAUGAUUUUUAUGAUCGGUUAAAUAAUACAGCAGUACCAAGUAUUUAUGAUCCAAAACAAAGCUUGUACAAUAUUAGUUGCGUGCUGUGUGGCCGCUUUCGUAAAGACCCACCUGGCUUGGAAAAUGAUGGUGCAACUUUCCAUCAUUUUCCUGGAGAAGAAUUUAGAUGUCUUAAAUGGUUGGACUUUGUCGGUGUUGAUUCUUACUAUAGAUUGACCAGAAAAGAGAUAAUGUUUUGUUUUAUAUGCUCCAAGCAUUUUGAUAGGGAUCAAUUUAUUCUAGGUUUUCAUAAUAGACUCAUUGAUACUGCAGUGCCAAAUAUAAGAAAUCCUGAUAAUGAGAAUAUACAAUGGAAACUAGAAGAUAAAGACGAUGAAAGUAUAAUGACAGAUGUAGAAUUGUUCAAUUUUUGUGAUAAAGGUGAAAAACGAAUUAAUCCAUUACCUGUUGCUGUUUUGGAAAGUCAAGCAUGUGCAGCUUGUGGACGACUAAAAGCAGAUCCAAGAAAUAAGUCACAAAAAUAUAAGUUUCAUCCUUUUCCUGCUUAUGAAAUUGGAAGAUGCCUGAAAUGGUGUCAAUUUUUAGGAAGAGAAGAUAUUCUCAAAAUGUCUCCCAAUCAAAUUCGUAGACUAGUACUAUGUUCAGGACAUUUUCAGGCUGGACAAAAUUUUAACAAUGGAAAUGGCCCUUGUGAUGCAGUUCCUACAAUUUAUAAUUGUAAGAGUAAUAAUGAGAUAAUUAAAAAAUCAAAUGUGAGUGUAGAUUUAGGAGAUGCUAAUAAAAUUGUCAGACCAUCAGUAUCAAGUAAGAAGCCCAAGAUGGAUCCAAAAUAUAAACCAGCUCCUUUGGCAAAGAAGCGAGGAAAAUCUAAAAGGCCUACACGUAUCACUAUACCUAAAAUUGAUUCAAGAAUGAAUAACUUCCCAGUGAAAAAACUUCCUAUUCUUACUGCUAAUAAAUGGAAAUUGAUAUCUAAUCAAUUUCAACCAAUGACAAUAUCCAACAAUAUUUUAACUAAUGUUGCUCCAAAUAUAAAAAAAGUUAUUCUACCAUUCUCAGGAAAUAUUUCAGAUUUAGGUGCUCCAAUCCUAGUUGAUAGUUUGUCAAGUAUACCUCCUGGACUAUUAAUAAAGAUUGAUUUGCCUGAAAGUGAAAAGACUGUUGACAAAACUGCAAGAAAGAAAAUUAGAAGAAAAGUAGUUGAGCAACAACCACAAACUAUUCCAUUUGAGUAUAUCGAAGUGCAAAAUACACUUAAAUGUGGAAAUGAACAAAGUGAAAUUAUUGAAUGUGUACCUGACAAUGAUAUGGCUGAAGAUAUUGAUGAACAAUUUAUUAAUGAUGAAAGCUUUAAUAAUUUUAAUGAGAUUGGUGAAGAAAAUUAUAUAGAGAAAAUACAAAAGAAUGGGUAUGUUGAAGAGACAAAACCAAAAAUUAAAAUGUCAGCAAAGUGUCGUAGAACUCUUAUUCCUAUUCAAUGUGAAAUAAAACAAUUUCUUAAUAGACUUAAACCUCAUGUUAAGAGGCUACCCAAGAAAACAAAAGCCAAGGUAAAACUUGCCAUUGUUAAUAUGGUUAUUGAUCAGUUGUGAAACAUGUAUUCUAUUUUAUACGUAUUGAUUGUAUGUGUAAUUAAAUUUUACAAGUUUAAAAGCUGUAUAUAUCAUUUUAGCUUAUAAUAAAUAUUCUAUAUAAUAUUUUAUAAAUAUCCCUUGAAAAUUUUUAAAAUUAAAGUUCAGUAUGCAUGUGUUUUAUAUAAUUAUUAUUUAUAAUAUCUAUAAAAAAAAACUUGAAUUCGACUAAAAAUGUAAGUUCAUUAAACUUUCAAAUGUUGUUCAGUGCCAGUGACAAAU